Molecule: messenger RNA, 1857 nt
Organism: Penicillium vulpinum
Lineage: Eukaryota; Fungi; Ascomycota; Eurotiomycetes; Eurotiales; Aspergillaceae
Exons: 2
Coding region: 1-1857 (618 amino acids)
Source: RefSeq, a predicted model, not a curated record
AUGGAUUCCCCAGCGAAAAAAAGGAAAAUUAGUGAGACUACAGGCAUUUCUGUGGCUCCAGAGCUUUCUAAAAAUGACCCCCAUCAGUCGAGACCACCCUCCUUUCAGUCUCCAACGAGAGCUAGUCUCGCACGAUCACAUCCCGAUAUAUUAGAGCGCGCAAUCAGCAGAUCUCCUGCCCGACGACCAGCAGACAAAGACAGCGGGCAACAAGAUCCCCGAAAAUUUGGAUUACGCGAUCGCAAAGCGCUCCGGCCCUCGCUCACUGCCUCUGCAAGUCCCCUCACUCGACCUCGAGGCCCCGAAGCCCCCCAAAGUUCCCCCAACAGGCGCCCAAGUGGCGUCCAAGCGUUCGCAAAACCUCCACGCAGGAUUUCAAGGAGGAUUCUUCCAGGAGAUUUAGUGUUUGGGUCCCCAAUGCCACAACCAAAAAAUCCCGAUUCGAAUACCCCCGAGCAUCAAUUAGCAUUGGAAUUGGGCAGCGCCACAAGAGAAGCAGAUAUGAAUAUUGGUCCGGACCCCAAUUUCAUGGAUGAAGAUAUGCUCGAACCAGAUCUUCCCCCCACACCAACACAACUAGGUCUCGAAAAGGCACCGGAUCGACCCAGAGGGAUGGUGAGUAGCAGCCCUAGUAGACGACAAGAGAAACGAGCGAAACGACGAACUGCCAAUGCAUUAUACGAAAGCCCUCUGAAGGCAGUGAAUUUCCAAUCCCCUCCACUAGAAGAUUUGGAGACAGCUUCAGACCUGGGUGCGGGUUCAGCAGCUGUUCGCGAGAAACGCAGUUCACGCGAGAAGAGCGCCGCGGACCUUCGACGGCUGAGAAACGAAGUUGAAGAACUGGAAUCAUGGGCAAAGCAAAUCGAAUCCAAUCCUGAUCUGAAAGACGAGGACGGAGGUCUCGACAGAUUUCUGUCUUUACUCACGUCGGAAGAGGCGAAUCGUACAAGUCUGCCAGUAGUCCAAACAACUCCCAAGUCAAUAUCGUCCAUACUCGCCACUUUACUCCCAUUCGCGACCAACAUCCCUCGCCCAAAACGCGAAUUAUCACCUCUACCAACAAAUCCAUUUGCCCUACAAGAAGCCUCUCAAUCGCUGCCAUACCUGACAGCUUUUGCGCCCUUAACGCUCAAAACCCGCACAACUCGGUCGUCACGUAGGGAGGAGCUGUCAGAAAUACAUACACUGUCCUUCUCUCCCCCAUCUCCAUUUCCAGCCAGUUUAUACAAUGUGACUGUUAUCUACGAGACGAACCCGGAGACCCAGUCUUUGACCUCUUUGUCAGUGCCUACUGGCAGUGACAGCAAGAAAAGAAAAGUCCCCGAAGCUCUCCGCCGAUGGAUUGACACCCGCUUAGAGAACCCUCUCUUGAAACUCGACGUAGCAACUCUAUGUUGGGGGAUCAACCGGUACUGGGAAUCUGCAAUCACUCGCGCUCGUUUGUGGGCACACAUCGACCAGAAAUACGGCCCUCGGGCCUCACGAGACAGAAAGGACGCUGCGUCGGAAAGCAAGAACGGCGUUAUCACACUUUCUGAAUUGCGACGAUUAGUCCCGCAUUUAGAUCGGAGUGCAAUGAUCAUCAAACCUAAAUCUUCUGACUCGAGCCCGCGAGUGCUUUUGUCAAAUACUUUGUUGUUGGAUGAUUGGACUGGAGAGUCUCAGCUGCGGCCUGAGAUUAGUGUGUCAAUGCCUGGGGUAGAUAAGAAAAUCGAUCAGGAGACGAAGAAGCUUUUCCAUGCUUUGCUACGUGAAGAUGGUGCUCUGGGCACGCGAGGUGUGGAAGGUGGUAUCCAUGUUGAUGCGGUGGUAAGGGCGACUGAAGGUGCUCUUGGUGCUUUGUUUGGUGGUCUUUGA